UUUGGAACAGCUUAAGAAGGAAGAGAGAAAAGAGUUGGGAAGCAAUACGGCUGUGAAAGACGACAAUUCCGAUCAUCUUCCUUCUACAAUUCUCAUGACUCCGCGACCACCGUACGCUUGAUUUUUGCAACGGGCGGCUGGGGCCUAUCUUAAAUGUCUAUCAUCGAGGGCCCUCCCACUCUUGCCGCCGCCGAUCAUAAUCACCACCACCACAACCACAACCACAACCGUGCAUCGUCGAAGCGGAAGUUGGACGACUAUGGUGGGCCCAACUUCGAAGACGACGACGAUCACGAAGGGGAAGACGACGUCGUUUUCUCGGACCUAGUAUCUGUAAGAAUGAGAAAAGAUGAGCGCAACGCCGUCCAUUCCUCGGGGGACUGUGGCGCCGGUGGCGGUGGCGGCCCAUCCUCGAAGCAACUCGAUUCGAGGGUUUCUGAUGCUCAAUCGGCCUCCUCAUCUACAUAUGGCCUUAGCUCUACUCGCUCCGGGUUGACUCGCUCUACCUCUAGGUUGCAAUUCUUCAUCAGAAUGAUCUCCGAGGGCAAGAAUUUGGUAAUCACUGCCGAUGCUCACGAUACUGUCAAAUCGCUCCACGAUCGGAUUCUGUCGAUCACGGGGAUUCCCCUCAGCGACCAGAGACUUAUUUACAGAGGGAAGCAGCUCCAGUGGGAGCAGUCACUCGCCGAGUGUUCGAUUCAAAACGACGCCGGGUUGCAACUCGUGGGUCGCAUGCGUAGCACGGUCCACCCCCACGCUUGGCAGCUGAUUGACGACAUGAUUUCGAUGGUUUGUCGGCUCUGUAAAGGGGAAAUGAUCCCUUCGGCGCUUAAAGACAUCAAGAACUGUAUGAACGAGUACUUCAACAUGACUGCCAAGGAUGGCCAACGCGACGCCACUGAACACCUUAAGAUAUUCAUGUCUUCUUCGGCACCUGCGGCCUUGGUUAUGCUCUAUGCUUCGUCCAUUAAGGGUAAUAAAGAGUAUGGCGACAAUUCGAUUAAGCUUUUCCUAACUUUGAUUCGUACUUCGUUGACAAAAGCAUUGCAUAAUCAAUGUGCACCUAUUUUGUUAGAGUUUUGUAAGUUGCUUAGGAGAGUUGGACAAGAGGACCCUUUGUAUGUCUCUUGCCGAAGUGCUUUAGGGUCCUUGUUGGAGAAUUUUGUUACUUCAAAUACUGGGUCGGCAUGCUCGGACAAUGUUGGUGAAUUGAUUGGGGUACAAGAUAUUUUCCCUUUUGUUAGUGAGCUGGCUGACAGGUUGUGGGGAGAUUUGUGUUCAAGUAAGGAGUUGCCAAACGCCGGACCGAUGGCUAGUGAUGCUCGUGAUUUUAGUGCGUUCUUGCUCCCUCUGCGUACUGUGAUAGGUGAGAAAGUCAAUGUCAAUGGUAAAAUUGGUAGAGGGGAUUUUAAACAUCCGUUGUAUGGGCAAGAGAUUAAGUUUCUUCGUGAAAUGUUUAACAAGUUGCUAGACGGGAUGGACAAGUGUCUUUGCAGAAUGGAAGAGCAUUUAGCUGAGAAUGGGAAACCUGAUGGUGAUACAAGUCUUACCAGAUGGUCUCAGUGUAUUUCCAUUCUGAAGGAACUAUAUAGCAUUUCUAAACUAUAUGAUGGUGCUGAAGAAGAAUUUUGGAUAGUGUUGAGGUAUAGAAAAUCUUCACUUUGUGCGCUAAUUAUAAAAUAUGCAAAGCGAACUGAUGAUCAUCAGUGGAUUCUUAAUCACAAGGAUGUUCUUGAUUUUGAAUCAAGAAGGCAUUUGGCCAUGAUGAUGUUCCCUGAGGUAAAAGAAGAUUACGAGGAACUGCAUGAGAUGCUCAUUGACAGAUCUCAACUGUUGGCAGAAUCUUUCGAGUAUAUACUAAAGACUGAACCUCAGUCAUUACAUGGAGGUCUGUUUAUGGAAUUCAAAAAUGAGGAAGCCACAGGUCCAGGUGUACUGAGGGAGUGGUUCUUUUUGGUAUGCCAAGCUAUAUUUAAUCCAGAAAAUGCACUUUUUGUUGCUUGCCCAAAUGAUUGUAGACGGUUUUAUCCUAAUCCUGCUUCUAAGGUCGAUCCAUUGCACCCUGAAUAUUUUCAAUUUGCUGGUCGGGUAAUAGCUUUGGCUUUGAUGCAUAAAGUGCAAGUAGGCAUAGUAUUUGAUUGUGUUUUUUUUAAGCAAUUAGCUGGAAAUUCUCAAAUCUCUCUAGAAGACAUACGUGAUGCCGAUCCACGCUUGUAUAAUAGCUGCAAGCAGAUACUUCAGAUGGAUGCAGAGUUUAUUGAUUCAGAUGCCUUAGGGUUAACUUUUGCUAGGGAAGUUGAGGAGUUAGGAUCCAGGAGAGUUGAGGAGCUCUGUGAUGGAGGAAAAAGUAUUAUUGUUAACAGCAACAAUAGGGAGGAAUAUGUUAACCUUCUCAUUCAGCAUCAAUUUGUCAGAUCCAUCUCUCAUCCUGUGUCACGCUUCAAGAAAGGCUUUGCUGAUAUGCUUUGUAAUACAGAACACCAGGAAUUCUUCUUCCAAAGUUUAGAGCUCGAAGAUCUUGAUUUGAUGCUACAUGGAAGUGAAAAUGCUAUUAGUGUUGAAGAUUGGAAAGCUCACACAGAGUAUAAUGGCUACAAAGAGAAUGAUCCUCAGAUAAUCUGGUUCUGGAAGAUUGUUGAGGAAAUGUCAGCAGAGCAAAGGAAGGUUCUUCUCUUCUUUUGGACCUCCAUGAAGUAUCUUCCAGUUGAGGGUUUUCGUGGUUUAGCUUCUCGGCUUUACAUUUACAGGUCCUCAGAGCCUCACGUGCGCCUGCCUUCAUCUCAUACAUGUUUUUACCGGUUGUGCUUCCCUCCAUACCCUUCUAUGGCUAUGCUGCAGGAGCGUCUACGCAUCAUCACCCAAGAACAUUUUGGGAGUAGCUUUGGUACGUGGUAAUAAUACUAGGUCUAUCCUGCAUUUGGAGUAAAAAGGGGUAUUGUGAUUGCACAUAAAAGAUUUGAACUCAGCUUGUACAGAUUAUAGGAUUAGUAUCAUUUAUCUUCUCAGUAGUCUGUGUAAGAAAGAUGCUCUAGUCCUCAAGUUCUCUAUAUUCAUGUCAUUGCCCUUUUUUGUCUGUAUAAUUUAUACAGGUAUAGUAGUGUAGCGCAUAUAUAAUUAUAUAUAUAUAAAUAAAGUAGGGAAGGAAAGAAGGAAAGAUUCUUCUCUGCUUUUAUAGACCUCCCUUGUAAUAUUUCUUGGUUUUUUAUGUCUUGUAAGUAUACAUCGCGCAAUGACAUGCAAUUUCUACAAA
This is a messenger RNA of Humulus lupulus (European hop), 3250 nucleotides long. RefSeq names its product E3 ubiquitin-protein ligase UPL5. The coding region runs from base 154 to 2895 and encodes 913 amino acids. The record is from RefSeq and is a predicted model, not a curated record. The transcript is spliced from 4 exons. Gene Ontology annotation, biological process: positive regulation of protein catabolic process; protein polyubiquitination; proteasome-mediated ubiquitin-dependent protein catabolic process. Lineage: Eukaryota; Viridiplantae; Streptophyta; Magnoliopsida; Rosales; Cannabaceae. Gene Ontology annotation, molecular function: protein binding; ubiquitin-protein transferase activity.